UGCCUGACCUGCGCACUGAAUACUAGCUAGUUAGGGUGCUGUUAGCGCAUCCUCCCAAUAGUAUUAGUAACAAUAUUCAGCAGCAAACGAGCUAAUGUAAAUGUUAUGCAACGAAGUUGUUCGAAACGCAACAACAAUGAGCAGAUGGAGAAAUGGUGAGGCUCUGAAGCCAACAUCCCAGACUCGUGUCCCCUUUGAAUGAUUUUCAUCCAGUGAACUAGGACAGUCCACGUCAUGGGAAGGAUCAGCUUCUCGUGCCUCCCAGCCUCCUGGCACUUCAGCCUGUCACCCCUGGUUCUUCCUCGUCUACUGCUACCUUCAUUCAGGCAGCUACUCUUAUUUGGUCUGCUGAUGGGAUUGCUAGGACUGCUUUACCUGUUGUUGGUAACAGGAAAGGGCCAGGACAUCUGGAUCAGAAAGGACAACUACUUCCAUAGACACUUGGCGAGAGUCACAGAUGUGGAGGCCACCGACACCAGCAAUCCCAACCUGAACUACGGUCUGGUGGUAGACUGCGGUAGCAGUGGCUCCAGGGUGUUUGUGUAUUGUUGGCCCCAGCACAAUGGUAAUCCCCAUGAUCUGCUUGACAUACGACAGAUGAGAGACCAGCACAGGAAACCAGUGGUCAUGAAGAUCAAGCCAGGCAUCUCAGAGCUUGCAAAAACACCAGAGAAGGCCAGUGAUUACAUCCACCCCCUGCUGAGCUUUGCUGCCCAGCACAUCCCCAAACACAAGCACCAGGAGACCCCUCUGUACAUCCUGUGCACGGCUGGAAUGAGGGUGCUGUCUGACAGUCAACAGGAAGCACUUCUGGAGGAUCUACGGACCGAUAUCCCUGUACAUUUCAACUUCCUCUUUUCUGAUUCCCAUGUGGAGGUCAUUUCUGGCAAGCAGGAAGGUGUGUAUGCAUGGAUUGGAAUCAACUUUGUCCUUGGAAGGUUUAAUCAUGUGGCUAGUGAGAGGGAUGCAGUUGUAGAGGUGCAGGUACCUGGAGGUGACCAGCAGGAGGCGCUGGUGAGGAAAAGGACAGCUGGUGUUCUGGACAUGGGGGGUGUCUCCACUCAGAUAGCAUAUGAAGUGCCCAAAACUAUGAAGUCCUCUCCAUUCAGAGUGGACUAUUGGAGGUCUGCUCUAAAGAUAAGCCUGCUGCAUUGCUUCAUAGUAGAAUGUGAGGAAGUGGCCAAGAACUUACUUGCGGAGUUCAACCUGGGUUGCGAUGCCCACCGGACAGAGCAUGUCUACCGGGUGUAUGUGUCCACCUUCCUGGGCUUUGGAGGCAAUGCUGCUCGACAAAGAUAUGAGGAGAGCAUUGUCAGGAACACUCUCACUAAAAACAAGCUCCUGGGUCUGCAUGUAGGUGAAACGGCAGAGUCCCCCCUGCUCGACCCGUGUCUACCCACAGACCUGCAGGACGAGGUGGGGCCAGCGACACAGAAACUCCACCUGCGUGGCACAGGGGAUUUUGAUCACUGCAGACAGCUGCUUCAGCCCUUCCUUAACCGCACCAACGAGACUCACUCCUCCCUCAAUGGCAUCUACCAGCCUCCCAUCGACUACCCCAACAGCCAGUUCUAUGGGUUCUCUGAGUUCUACUACUGCACAGAGGAUGUGUUGCGCAUGGGUGGUGAUUUUAACUCCUCAAAGUAUUCCGUUGCUGCCAAGGGUUACUGCGCCACCCAGUGGAGAUCUCUGAAAGAGCGAUUUGACUCAGGCUUAUAUGCAUCUCACGCUGAUGUUCACAGACUCAAGUACCAGUGUUUUAAAUCAGCCUGGAUGUAUGAGGUAUUCCACUCAGGCUUCUCCUUCCCUAUAGACUACAAAAACCUGAGGACUGCCCUCUUAGUUUAUGAUAAAGAGGUGCAAUGGACUCUUGGAGCCAUCCUUUACAGAACCCGCUUUCUACCUUUAAGGGAUAUUCAGCAGGAGACCCUCAAAGGAGUCCACGCCCACUGGCGUCACAGCUUCUCCUUUGUCAACAACCACUACUUGUUUCUGGCCUGCUUCCUGGUUGUCUUCCUCUCCAUCUUGCUCUACUUGCUGCGACUCCGACGUAUCCACAGCUGUACCACGCAGCGCUGCACCCCCUCUACUGUUGAGUGGUUAGAGGAUGGUCUGGGAUCCCCCUCACUCCCUAUCACCCUCUAGACUUCAGCUUUCACGCCAAAACCAGCUCCUUUCCCUAGCUGGAGUCCCUAUGCCUGCACUUUUAUGUUCAGGCCUUCAUUUGUUAGCUGGUAAUGACAAAAAACUCUAAAACUGAGUUGGAUUUUGAAUUAAUCCAAUGAACAGAGAAACCGCACUGGGAGGGACUCUGGUAUGGGAGAUCUUGCAUGUUGAGUUUGCAUACUUGAGUUAACCAUGAGAUUGUCUUAUUUAUUUUUAAUGAUGUCAAAAUCUGCCUUUUUUUUAAUGUUGCUGGAAAUAUGAACUAGGUACUUGGUGUGUAACUCCUUGCCUGAGGUUUGAGAGCUCCCCAUGCAUACUUUAUCCAGUCACGCAGGUUUCGUUAAAGCUUCCUGUAAGGUUCGAAUGGCAGCUGCCUCAUAACUUCCCCUAAUUAGUCAAUCAAAAAACAACACAUUUUUAAAGAAAGUCCUUAAAUUACUGUCUUUUCCAAUUAGUGCACAGAAUUGAAUCAAUGUGAAUAGAUGAGCAGGUUCGAGGAUGAUAGUGAAACUGUUACUGUUUAGAGUACAUACUGUAUUAGCUCAUAUGUAUAGAUUCUCUGUACUUGAGUGGAGUUUCACUUCCUUUCCUGUCACAUUAUCCUGAUGCAAUUUUAUGUUUGUGUACUAGCGGCUCUGUUUGUCGUUUGGGUGCAUGAUUAGUGAAUGCUUAUUUGUUGUGUGGAGGACUGGUGUAUGCCUCUGCUUACCCUCUGUACUCCUGUGUAGACAGACACCUGUCAUACUUUGUCACCGCUUCUUUUUUUAACUUUAGUUUCUUUUGUAUCCUUUGUUCUGCCUUCUAUUGCAGAAGAGGCAGCAUCUAUCAAAGCUGCAAUGGUGCAAUAUUUAUUGUCUUAUCACUGGAGAGACACUCCAGCUGAAUCCACACAGGGCUCAGAGCUACAGUAGGGUAAAGAAUGUCUGCUGUCUUUUCAGCUCAAUGGUGUCACGUGAUGGGGUGCCGAUCAUUUAAUUUGAAAUCUCGACAAACACACUGGGCUUCGUUUUCAGAAGCUGUGAUAUCACUGCUGUAAAGGGGUUAGUUUAUGAAAGCAUAUAGGCCAUAUAUUGAAGGGUGUACUUAAAUCAAUUCACAGUUUGCACAGGAUUUUUGUUUUGUUUUACAAUACCAUUGGUGUUGAAUAAUAAAGAUUGUUUUGAGA
This is a messenger RNA of Oncorhynchus tshawytscha (Chinook salmon), 3331 nucleotides long. It is a transcript of the gene entpd4, whose product is annotated as ectonucleoside triphosphate diphosphohydrolase 4. Gene Ontology annotation, molecular function: nucleoside diphosphate phosphatase activity. The record is from RefSeq and is a predicted model, not a curated record. The transcript has 14 exons. The coding region runs from base 235 to 2145 and encodes 636 amino acids. Gene Ontology annotation, cellular component: membrane. Gene Ontology annotation, biological process: nucleoside diphosphate catabolic process. Lineage: Eukaryota; Metazoa; Chordata; Actinopteri; Salmoniformes; Salmonidae.